AUGGCACGAGCCAUCGCUCUUCUUCUGAUUGCAUUCGCCAUUUUCCCGAUCACCGCGUUGGCAAAAGAAUACAUUGUUGGAGUUGCAGAUGGCUGGAAUUCUGAAGUUGAUUACUAUGCUUGGCUUGAUGGCAAGACUUUCUAUGUUGGAGAUGUAUUAGUUUUCAAUUACCACAGAGAUGAACACAAUGUUUUAGAAGUAAAUUCCACUGGGUAUGAUCAAUGUGUUGCAUCUCCAAACAAGGGUGCCCAUGACAGUGGAAAUGACAAAAAAACCUUCAAGACUCAUGGGAACAAAUAUUACAUAUGUGAAUGGCACUGCAACUACUCUGGCCAGAAGCUUAAGGUCCCUGUCUUGUCAAAGAAGUUGUGA
Messenger RNA from Prunus avium (sweet cherry), 372 nucleotides. Lineage: Eukaryota; Viridiplantae; Streptophyta; Magnoliopsida; Rosales; Rosaceae. The record is from RefSeq and is a predicted model, not a curated record.